AUGGCGUCCUCCGGCGAGGGCGUCGGGCGAGUCGACCUCGAUCGCGUCGUGUGCCUGGACGACCUCGAGCGCGCGGCGGGAAGGGUCAUGGACCGCCAGGACUUCGAUUACUUCGCGGGCGGCGCGGAGACGGAGUCGACGCUGCGCGCGAACGCGUCGGCGUUCGCGGACGUGACGCUGUGGCCGCGCGUCCUCGUGGACGUCCGCGACGUGGACACGUCGACGUCCGCGCCCGCCAUCGGCCUGGGAAGAAAACUCCGCACGCCGCUUCUCGUCGCGCCGGUGGCGAUGCAAAGCAUGGCGCACCCGGACGGCGAGCGCGCGGCGGUUCGCGCGUGCGCGUCUCGCGGCGUGCCGUACUGCGCCGCGCAGCAGGCGACGACGAGCGUGGAGAGGAUCGCGCGCGCGUGCGAGGGCGGCGGAAUCGGCGACGGCGGCGGCGCGCGGAUGUGGUUCCAGCUGUACGUGAGGUGCGUUCUAUACACUGGUUCCCAUACGACCGCGAUCGCGUGGGCGGCGACGGCGGCGCUCGCGAGACGCGCGGCGCUCGCGGGCGCGACCGCGAUCGUCGUGACCGUGGACGCGCCGACGCUGGGGCGGAGGGAGAGAGACGUGAGGAACGGGUUUAAGAUGCGCGACGGGCUGAAGCUCGCGAACGUGGACCACGGCGGCGGGAACGAUUCGGAUUCGGAUUCAUCCGACGCGGCGCAAAAGCGCAUCGCGAAGCGCGUCGGCGACCGCGACGCCAGCCUCACGUGGUCCUCGCUCAUCCCGUGGCUCAAGUCGAUCGUCCCCGCGCUUCCGAUCAUCCUCAAGGGCGUGAUGACGCGCGAGGACGCGGCGUUAGCGGUAGCGCACGGCGUGGACGGCGUGUGGGUAUCGAACCACGGAGGGCGGCAGCUGGACGGCGCGCCGUCGACGUUGCGCGCGCUCGCGGAGGUCGUCGCCGGCGUCAACGACGGUCGUAACGGCAACGCGACGAGCAACGUCGUGCCCGUCGUGUUCGACGGCGGCGUGCGAAGGGGGUCGGACGUGCUGAAGGCGUUGGCGCUCGGAGCGGACGUCGUGGCGAUCGGGAGGCCGGUCGCGUGGGGCCUCGCGUGCGGCGGCGAGGCGGGCGUGCGCAAAGCGAUCGACGUGCUGACGGAAGAGCUCGAGAGCUCGAUGCGGCUCGCGGGGGUGACGAGCGCGAGGGACGCGCGGGAGAAGGGCAUCGCGAGAGCGGCGUGGACGUCGCCGUCGCCGCGCGCGCCGACGUCGAAACUCUAG
This is a messenger RNA of Micromonas pusilla CCMP1545, 1269 nucleotides long. It is a transcript of the gene GOX1, whose product is annotated as glycolate oxidase. Gene Ontology annotation, molecular function: FMN binding; L-lactate dehydrogenase (NAD+) activity. NCBI's taxonomy places the organism in Eukaryota, Viridiplantae, Chlorophyta, Mamiellophyceae, Mamiellales, Mamiellaceae. The coding region runs from base 1 to 1269 and encodes 422 amino acids. The transcript has 5 exons. The record is from RefSeq and is a predicted model, not a curated record.